Pyrus x bretschneideri (Chinese white pear) is the source of this 1058-nucleotide messenger RNA. Its product is annotated as probable aquaporin SIP2-1. The transcript has 3 exons. Gene Ontology annotation, cellular component: membrane. Bases 168 to 878 code for a protein of 236 amino acids. Lineage: Eukaryota; Viridiplantae; Streptophyta; Magnoliopsida; Rosales; Rosaceae. Gene Ontology annotation, molecular function: channel activity. The record is from RefSeq and is a predicted model, not a curated record. Gene Ontology annotation, biological process: transmembrane transport.
AAACAAAAAACACACAUCAACGUCGUCCCACGGACAUUUUUUACUUUUUUAUUUCCGGUCAAAGUAAGCCAAUCGUCUUCCUUCAAAUUCUCGAAGGGUAGUUUCCGCCGCCAUCGUCCUCCCGGCCCCGCUGACCGACCGACUGUCCAGAUUGCUGUGCGGCAGACAUGGGAAGGAUUGGUUUGCUCGCUUCGGAUUUGAUAAUCUCGUUCAUGUGGGUAUGGUCGGGGGUUUUGAUUAAGAUCUACGUGUUCAGCAUUCUGGGGUUUGGUCACGGACCCGGCGGUGAGAUUAUCAAGUGCGCCCUUUCGAUUGUGAACAUGUUCUUCUUCGCGUUGCUGGGAAAGGUUACCAACGGUGGCACCUACAAUCCUUUGACCGUGUUGUCCGGCGCAAUUACCGGGGAUUUCAGCCGCUUCCUUUUCACUGUUGGUGCCAGAAUCCCUGCUCAGGUUAUCGGCUCUAUUACUGGCGUUAGGCUCAUAAUCGCGACCUUUCCUGAAGUAGGUCAUGGUCCUCGCUUGAACGUUGACCUCCAUCGAGGUGCACUCACAGAAGGGUUGCUGACAUUUGCGAUUGUUACUGUCUCGCUUGGGCUUGCCAGAAAAAUCCCGGGGAGUUUCUUCACAAAGACUUGGAUCUCGAGUGUUUCCAAGUUAACUCUUCAUAUUCUCGGCUCUGAUCUGACUGGCGGUUGUAUGAACCCGGCUUCUGUGAUGGGAUGGGCUUAUGCUCGUGGCGACCAUUUUACAAGGGAGCAUGUCAUGGUUUACUGGCUCGCCCCGAUAGAGGCAACUCUGCUGGCGAUAUGGACAUUUAGGGUCGUCGUUCCACCAGUCCAAGAGGACAAGGUAGACAUGAAGGCUAAAUCAGAAUGAAGAAAUUCCACUGCAUUUCUCGAUAUGUCCAACCGAGGUUCUAACCUGUUAACAUUUAGAGAAGACAGCAAAUGGUUGAAUUAGGCAAGUUUCUCCUGUGUAUGAAAUCAUUGCUGCCCUUGAAUUUGUAAUCUAUGAAAUUGAGGGUAUUUCAAUACAAUGUUCCUGAAUUUCAAUUCA